Caenorhabditis elegans is the source of this 560-nucleotide messenger RNA. RefSeq names its product Protein kinase domain-containing protein (gene C55B6.5). The record is from RefSeq and is marked reviewed. The transcript has 3 exons. Lineage: Eukaryota; Metazoa; Nematoda; Chromadorea; Rhabditida; Rhabditidae. The coding region runs from base 89 to 397 and encodes 102 amino acids.
UCUUGCUUUUCAAAAGCUUCUCGAUCGUGCUCCGAAUUUCAUGUUGCAUUCUUGCUUGGCAUAACGACUUCUUCUAUUAAUCACGAAUAUGAUGAGUCUUCUGGUCAAAGAUCGGCUUCUUGCCAAACAAUACAAGUUGACGACUAAAAUUGGCGCUGGAGACGUUGGACAAGUUUGGCAGUGUACCGACAGACUGGAUGAGAAUAAGCUAAAAAUUGUGAAAAUCAUCAACAAAUACGUUGGAGGAGUUGGACCUAAAGAUGACUCAUUUGCCAACGAAGUUGAGUUUUAUAAGAAAUGUUUGACGAGAAGAUUCAAUUUGAAACGAACCCAAGUGAGAUUCUAUCAAAAUAAGUGUUGUGGUUUCAUACAAUUUACAAGAAUGCGUCAGAUUUGAACAUGGGUCGUGAGAAUGGUCAAGGAAUAAUUGACAAUUUGGUGAAGUCUCAUGACACCUUUGAUUUCCAGUCAUCUUUGGAUUACAAAAUUGUUGGAGGGGAAGUUAUGCUCGAAUAGAAUUAUAAAAAUAUAAACGAAUUUUACUAGUGGUAUAAAAUUAA